Eucalyptus grandis is the source of this 621-nucleotide messenger RNA. RefSeq lists its product as uncharacterized. The record is from RefSeq and is a predicted model, not a curated record. The coding region runs from base 1 to 621 and encodes 206 amino acids. The transcript has a single exon. NCBI's taxonomy places the organism in Eukaryota, Viridiplantae, Streptophyta, Magnoliopsida, Myrtales, Myrtaceae.
AUGGCUCCUUUUGAAGCGUCGUAUGGCAGAGUGUAUAGAACGCCAGUGUGUUGGGAUGAGGUCGGAGAACGAAAGAUCAUAGGCCCAGAGUUAGUUCAGCAGUCAAUGGAUGCAACUGCAAUCAGCAGGGACGGAUUAAAGACUGCACAGAGCCGCCAGAAAAGCUACGCAGAUAAGCAUUGGAGACCAUUAGAAUUCCAAGUUGGUGAUCACAUCUUUCUGAAAGGUGUCACCAAUGAGGGGUACUUCGCGCUUCGACAGGAAGGGAAAAUGAGUUCGAGGUAUGUAGGUCCCUUUGAGAUUUUGGAAAGAAUCGGGACCCUACCGUAUCGUCUUGCACUGCCGCCGAGGUUAGCGCAAGUGCGUGACGUCUUUCACGUGUCGAUGUUGAGGACGUAUGAGUCUAACCUGACCCGCAUGCUAAAUCUUGAAGAAUUAGACAUGGACGAUAGAGUGUUGUACGUGGAAAACCCGGUUCAGAUUAUGGAUUGGAAAGACCUGAUUUUGCACACCAAGACAAUCCCGUUGGUUAAAGUGAUUUGGCAACACCACGGCACAGAAGGAGCAACAUGGAAAAGUGAAAACUCGAUGGGACAACGAUACCCCUACCCUUUUGUUUAA